Molecule: messenger RNA, 1241 nt
Organism: Cuscuta campestris
Lineage: Eukaryota; Viridiplantae; Streptophyta; Magnoliopsida; Solanales; Convolvulaceae
Source: the annotation of a GenBank genome assembly
UCUAAAAUAUGAGAGCGAAACCCUAACCGUCCCGGCAACUUCAAUCUCCUCCGUCACAUUGCAGAAAUGGCAUCCGAAACGCAAAAUUACAAGCAAAGACCACUAAAUCAGCCCCCGCCUCCGACGGCGCCCAGAAAGAAGUGGUCGAUCGACGAUUUCGAGAUCGGGAAACCCCUCGGAAGGGGCAAAUUCGGCCGGGUCUACCUUGUCCGUGAAGUCCAGAGCAAAGUGAUUGUGGCGUUGAAGGUGAUUUUCAAAGAGCAGAUAGAGAAGUACAAGCUGCACCAUCAGCUCAGGAGAGAGAUGGAGAUCCAGAGCAGUCUCAGUCACCCAAAUAUCUUGAGACUCUACGGCUGGUUUCAUGACGACGAGAGGAUUUUCCUGAUUCUGGAGUAUGCUCAUGGAGGGGAACUCUAUAAAGAACUCCGUAAAUGCGGCAGAUUCUCAGAAGUUCAAGCCGCCACUUACAUUGCAAGCCUUGCGCAGGCACUGGCUUAUUGUCACAAGAAAGAUGUGAUUCACAGGGACAUAAAGCCGGAGAACCUUUUACUGGACCAUGAGGGUCGAUUGAAGAUUGGGGACUUUGGGUGGUCAGUGCAAUCCAGAAGCAAGAGACACACAAUGUGUGGGACGUUGGACUACUUGGCACCCGAAAUGGUGGAGAACAAAGCUCAUGAUUAUGCAGUUGAUAACUGGACUCUGGGCGUUCUUUGCUAUGAGUUCUUGUAUGGUAUGCCUCCGUUUGAGGCUGAAACCCAGAAGGAUACAUUUAGAAGGAUAAUGAAGGUUGACCUCAACUUCCCCUCCACCAUUUAUGUCUCUUCACAAGCAAAGGACCUCAUUAGUCGGCUUCUUGUGAAGGACUCUUCAAAAAGGCUGUCUCUUCAGAAGAUCAUGGAACAUCCUUGGAUUGCAAAGAAUGCUAACCCCAAGGGAGCCUGCUGGAGCUGAAGUUUUUUUUUGUUCCUCCAAGCAGUAGAUGAGACUGGUUCUUUUAUGGCACAACCACACAAGAGGGGAUUUGUUGAAUGCAUAUAUGUCCAUACAUUGCCCUUCUUUUUCCUCUUGUAUUAUUACUUGGCUUCUGUUGCAUUUCUUUAAUUGUUCCUCGCCAAAAUUUGUAUAAAUGUCUUGUACAACAUGUACUCAUUGUGCUCGAUUAUUCUGUUGCAUUUUCUAAUUGUAUUGCAAAUCACAAGGCCAAACUCUAAAUUUUAUUUUAGGGGCUAAAAUGGGUUUUG